UUGAAAGGUCGUCUGCGGUGGCUAGCGUCAGUAAGCUAAGCUAACAGCUGGUAAAUUUCAGUGUUUGUUUUGGUUGAAGAUGUCAGACACAGAGGAAAACACAGAGAUGCCCAUCCCAUGUGUGGCUGUCACCAGCUGCGACUCGGAGUUUAAAGAAGAGGAGCUGAUAAAACAGAUCCUCAACACAAAGACAUUACCUGAGCCAGUCAAACAAGAGGACGCAGUCGCCUGGUAUCCUUGGACCAUCAACAACAAAUACUACACAGCCGACGUGAGGCUGUGUGCCGUGCCAAGUACUUUUCAAAUGUCGUCAGAGAUCGCCCAGUCCAUGCAGGCUUUCAUCGCUUAUUUUGACAGCACAGCAAAAGAUGGACUGGACAAACUACAACCUUGGAUACCAAUCGUGGAAGAUCUAGCCCCGGAGGUGCUUAUUCUGGUGUGCGACAGAGUCUGUGACAAAGGCAUCACCAGACAUCAGGCACAACAGUGGUGUUUGGGUCACGCUUUUGAGCUUGUUGAACUGAAUCCACAGGAGCUGCCAGAUGAAGAUGAUGACUUCCCAGAAUCCACAGGAGUGAAGAGAAUCGUGCAGGCUCUUAAUGCGAAUGUUUGGACCAGUGUGGAGAUGAAAGAUGGACACAAUCAGGGUUUUGGUCUGAUGAGCAGUUUGGUGGCUUCCAGACACAACAACCCACGGAACUGCCAAGAUCCACCACAGUCCUCCAGUUUGCCAGUAGAGGGCUCACCUCCUAAUGAAGAAGCCGUCCAUACAGAGGAGAAUCCAAACAGAGGCACACAGGAGGACACAGUGGUUGAUGCGAUGACAGAUUUGGACAUUCAGGAACUCGCCAAUCUCACAGCUGGAGAUGCAGAUGUGGAUAACUUCGAGCGACUGUUUACCAAAUUAAAGGAGAUGAAAGACAAAGCUUCUUCAUUACCUCAUGAGCAGAGAAAAGUGCAUGCAGAAAAGGUGGCUAAAGCCUUCUGGAUGGCCAUCGGCGGUGACGAGGAUGAGAUUGACGGGCUGUCAUCAGGGGAGGAAAGCUAAACGCAGAGAAACCGGUCGAUCUCCUCACUUGAUCCUCCCGUCUCUCCCGGGGUUUCCCGCAAGAUUCAGCCCCCUGUGAUGUCCAACUCCUGCAAAGGAAGCGGAGACGCUUAUGGAUGCAGCCGGAGCCUCCAUCUUAUCUAGGAACUUUUCAGCGGUAGAAUCGAACGGUGUAAAGCGAGGACCAAACGGGUGUGUUGAGUAGAAGAUAACGAGAGGCCCUCAGUCAACCCCCCCCCUCCUUCCUCUGUCCCCUCACGAAGCUCCCGCACAGAGCCAGCCUCUGCACAUGAUGGUGUUGUAGGUGAAAUAAAAGUUUGUGGGCUUUGAUUUCUGUAUUUGUCAUUAGGUACAGCGUAUACGUCUAUUUUUAACUUGCAUCACGUGCCUUAUCCGCGGAAAAGUUGUAAGAGAUUCAACGCACAUACGAACAAAUCAACCCGACAACUCGGACUUAGAUCUCCUGUCUUUAGCGAGUGCGGCUUAUUUAUUGUCAACACCGUCACACUCGUUGGGUGAAAACUGCUCAACACAUUCAGACAUUAACAUAUUACAUGUAUUAUGCAUUGGAAUAAA
Messenger RNA from Salarias fasciatus (jewelled blenny), 1624 nucleotides. It is a transcript of the gene aagab, whose product is annotated as alpha and gamma adaptin binding protein. Lineage: Eukaryota; Metazoa; Chordata; Actinopteri; Blenniiformes; Blenniidae. Bases 80 to 1048 code for a protein of 322 amino acids. The transcript has 10 exons. The record is from RefSeq and is a predicted model, not a curated record.